UGGGAAUUGACUCACUACUUCCCGGACUACACGAAUUAUAACCACAUCGAGCAGAGAGGCCGCAGCAGUGGGUUUUAUUCAUCAGGACCCGUUUGUACUGAGAAGAGUCCGUCUGAACAGCUGGAUCUGGAUUCAGAGAAGCCAUGGCGAGGGUUUGAGAGCUCCUCCUCCCGCCGCCUGACCCCGAAGUGACAGAGGAGGUGAAGACAAAGUGGACUGAAGAUGUUCGCCGGGGGGAGAGUCUCGUCCUCUGUCCUCCUGCCUCCUGGCAGGGAAACGCCGGCGCUGCAGGUCAACCCUGCCGACGUCCCGACCUUGGAGAUCAAACUGGGGGCGCUGGUGGUCCUGCUGUCCAUCACGCUGCUGUUUGGAUUCGCCCCACUCUGCAUCGUCCGGGGUGUGGGGUCCUGCUGCGUGGACCCAGAUUCGCGACGCAGGCUGCUGAGUUUGAUCAGCUGCUUUUCUGGAGGAGUUUUCUUGGCCACUUGUCUGCUGGGCCUGAUGCCGGACUACCUGCAGGGCGUCAACGAGGCCUUCAGCAACGCAGGAAUCACACUCCAGUUCCCUCUGCCUGAGUUCAUCAUGGCUAUGGGCUUCUUCCUGGUCCUGGUCCUGGAGCAGAUCGUCCUGGCCUUCAAAGACCAAUCAUCCUCUCACAUGGAGGAGCGCCGGUCCCUGCUGGCGGACCCCAGCGUCCAGGCAAACGAAAGGAACGGUCGUCACCACGCCCAUCGCCGUCGUGGGUCAGAGGAGUCCGACGGCGGCCACUUCCACGUGGAGUUCGGCUCACAGUCGGCCCUGCGCGCCUUCAUUCUGGUCUUCUCUCUGUCUCUGCACUCAGUGUUUGAGGGUUUGGCGGUGGGGCUGCUGGAGGACGGGAAGGAGGUUCUGGGGAUCUGCCUGGCGCUGAUGAUCCACAAGAGCAUCAUCUCCUUCAGCCUGGCCUUUAAGCUGUCCCAGGGCCGGCUGCGGCGGUCCGUGGUGGCCGGCUGCCUGCUGCUGUUUGCUGCCAUGUCCCCGCUGGGCAUCGGCGUGGGCCUGGGCCUCACCGAGACCAGGGCGUCCCCCCAGCACCAGCUGGCCCGCUGCACGCUGGAGGGGCUGGCGACGGGAACCUUCAUCUACAUCACCUUCAUGGAGAUCCUGCCGCACGAGCUCAGCUCCGGCAGGAACCGCAUCCCCAAGGUGGCCAUGCUGCUGGUGGGCUUCGCUGUGGUCAGCGCCGUGCUCUUCAUCAAACUGUAACCGCGGCAACACAGACAUUUGGCGAGGAAGUCCGUCAUGAAGCCGAGAGUUCACGCGUUCGAUAGCCGGUGUGAUCUCGUCACAGUCAUCUAAAAGCUUCAAAUCUGUUUCAGCUCACAGACCCAAAGAAAAGUCAGAAAACAUCGUAAUCGUGAAAAUAAUGAAAAGUGUCUGAACUGUUGUCAUGGAAACAUGUAGAGACACACAGACGCUUUGCUCUUUAAUCUCACCUGCAGCAGGUGACACUCAGACCUGUCCGUCGUCUCUUCUGCUGCUCUCAGAUGUUCCUCAUCAUCAAAUUUCACAGCCGAGAGUCGCAGCAAAGUGUUCAGUCUGAUUAUUUCAUUUACCCUUAUUAUUUCACUGUUAUGAAUCUAUACAACUGUAAUCGAUCUAUAUUGAUCUAUAAAGCUUCAGUAAACUUUUUUUAGCUGCUUCAGACUCUGACCAGUCACAGUUUUUACAGUCACAUACAUCAGCUCUUCAUGGGUGACCACACCCACCUGCCCACCCUCUCAGAGGUCAUUUUUUAACAAUCUCCUGUUGGUUCACGAGUCCAAAAACAGCAAAUAUCUGCGGGGAAAACCAAAGCUGUUGGCGUGUGGCCGUGUGUCCGGACAGAGCCGGAGACGGACGGAAGAGUGUGUGAUUAGUUUUUUUUCUUCGGUGAAACAGGCAGAAACAGAAAAUGCUUUGUGUUCUGUCCAGCCUCCUUUCACUUGUGUUGAAAAGAAGUCUUUUCUUCAGCGGAGGCUCUGCAGAGGAACGAACACAAAGAGCCGCUUGUUGUUGUGCAGUCGGAGGGCCGGACAGCGAAGUGUCAUUUAUGUCCGUGUUCACGAGCAGAAAAAAUCAGAAAUGUUCCACAGACAUCAUGAAAAUGAGGCAUUGAUGUGAUGACACCGAAGUGUUUUAAAUAAUGCACUUAUGAAAUGUAUUUUUGUAAUGUAAGAAUACUUAUAAUUACGUUAUAAUAAAUGUAAUUUUAAUUAUUAUAACACUAAAGUCUUUGAUCCAAAGUCAUUUUAAGGACUGCAGUAUUUUAAUCAUCGUCCUGAGUGAAUGAAAUCUGUGUUAUAUUUUGUAUUGUGAUCAUACACAAAACACUGAAUUAAACCUAAAAUAGUUUUUCAGAUCAAUCACUGACUGAGAUUCUUCAUUUGUUCGAUUCAAAU
Chelmon rostratus (copperband butterflyfish) is the source of this 2420-nucleotide messenger RNA. RefSeq names its product zinc transporter ZIP1-like. Gene Ontology annotation, biological process: zinc ion transmembrane transport. NCBI's taxonomy places the organism in Eukaryota, Metazoa, Chordata, Actinopteri, Chaetodontiformes, Chaetodontidae. Gene Ontology annotation, molecular function: zinc ion transmembrane transporter activity. The record is from RefSeq and is a predicted model, not a curated record. Gene Ontology annotation, cellular component: plasma membrane. The coding region runs from base 223 to 1245 and encodes 340 amino acids. The transcript is spliced from 4 exons.